This is a messenger RNA of Mangifera indica (mango), 977 nucleotides long. RefSeq names its product 60S ribosomal protein L10-like. Gene Ontology annotation, cellular component: ribosome; cytosolic large ribosomal subunit. Bases 115 to 783 code for a protein of 222 amino acids. NCBI's taxonomy places the organism in Eukaryota, Viridiplantae, Streptophyta, Magnoliopsida, Sapindales, Anacardiaceae. The transcript has 4 exons. Gene Ontology annotation, biological process: translation; ribosomal large subunit assembly. The record is from RefSeq and is a predicted model, not a curated record. Gene Ontology annotation, molecular function: structural constituent of ribosome.
AUUGGGCCACCAAUCGAAUGACGGAAGAGAAGACGUGUCAGGGUUUUCAAUCAUCUAUAAAUUGCCCAAGCCCGCCCUCAGUUUUUAGGGUUUCUGUUCUCUGCCGCUUACGCCAUGGGGAGAAGACCUGCUAGGUGUUACCGCCAGAUCAAGAACAAACCGUACCCAAAAUCACGAUACUGUCGUGGUGUGCCUGAUCCCAAGAUCAGGAUUUAUGAUGUGGGAAUGAAGAAGAAAGGUGUUGAUGAAUUCCCUUUCUGUGUUCAUCUAGUUUCAUGGGAGAAAGAAAAUGUAUCAAGUGAAGCACUUGAGGCUGCACGAAUUGCUUGCAAUAAAUAUAUGGCCAAGUUUGCUGGGAAGGAUGCCUUCCAUUUGCGUGUCCGAGUUCACCCAUUCCAUGUCCUCCGUAUUAACAAGAUGCUUUCAUGUGCUGGGGCUGAUAGGCUCCAAACUGGUAUGAGGGGUGCUUUUGGUAAGCCUCAGGGCACUUGUGCUAGAGUAGCCAUCGGACAAGUACUUUUGUCUGUUCGAUGCAAAGACAGCAACAGUCAUCACGCUCAGGAGGCUCUCCGUCGUGCUAAGUUUAAGUUCCCUGGUCGUCAAAAGAUCAUCGUCAGUAGGAAGUGGGGCUUUACUAAGUUCAACCGCACUGAUUAUUUGAAGUUCAAAUCAGAGAACCGUAUUCUGUCUGAUGGUGUCAAUGCUAAGCUUCUUGGAUGUCAUGGACCAUUGGCGAAUCGUCAACCAGGAAGGGCAUUUUUAGAUACUGCUACAUCAGCAUAAGUAUGUUUGAUGGCUCAAGAACGUGCUGGAAGUUAGCCAAACCUAUUGCAGCAGUACUCCUGUUAUCUUUGUUUUGUUUUAAUAUCAAAUACUGGAAGUAUUUUCACUUUAAAGUUAAUGUAAGUUGAGAUCUAUGUAAUUUGUUUUGGGAUUGAAAUUUCUCUUAAUAUUUAGAACAAGUUUACGAACUCUAA